Molecule: messenger RNA, 1758 nt
Organism: Suillus discolor
Lineage: Eukaryota; Fungi; Basidiomycota; Agaricomycetes; Boletales; Suillaceae
Exons: 22
Coding region: 1-1758 (585 amino acids)
Source: RefSeq, a predicted model, not a curated record
AUGAAAUGGAUGGACGGAGGACGAGCGACAGAACCGAGGAUACAUGCGCCAAUGCGCGACCAAAGCACCAACUAUUCCUACAUGAGGCGCAGCUUUCCCGUGCAACUCGCGCGCGUACCUUUCCCGCGCUUCACGAUGUAUAUGCGCGCGCGCUUUCCCGCGCUUGAGCGCCCUAUAGCGCCAGCCAUCCGGAAGCAUCCAUCCACUGUCCACCAAGUUCCCUAUGUCUUAUCAUCACUUAAGCAAACUCGCUCAUACCCUCUCUUGUUUCCGCAUACACGCGCCCGCAUUCCCGCGCUUCGCGCAUUCUCGCACCUCAUACAGUCAGAAGCAUUGUUCAUGCCUCGCUGUAUCGUUGAACCUUCAACGGGUCGCGCUGUGUUUGGAAGAGAUGUCAGUCUCUACAAUGCUCUGGCUCAAAUUGUGAUGGACCACAAUGGUCUAGAGAUGAUGAAGGUCUCUGAUACUCCUAAUUGUGGUGCCAAUGACAUAUCUCCCCUCAUUCUAGACUCAGACACACAUCUACCUGAAAUCACAUUACAUGCAGGUCUGACAACAUGUGCAAUCAUCACAACAGAAAAGCUAGAUGUUACCCAGGACAUACCAAGGAAGGAUAAGAAUCACAUGAACAUUAACUUCUCGAAUGUUUCUGCGGAUUUGAUGGACACGGAGGCGGUAAACAAUGGAAACAGCGCCAAUAACAAUGGGAAUUUGAGUGUGGGCACACCCAGAGAAGGGAAAAGGAAAAAAGAAGACUCAGUGGCAUUUUCUGAUAUAAAGAUAGUUGUGGUUUUUGCUGUACCUCUGGCCACAUUUUCCAUGAUGAUGAAUGAAAAUAAUGCUCCUCGCAAGAAAUGCUGGGAGUGGUUGAGGCCAAGUCAUUCAGACCCUCAUUUGGAUAUCACCCCUCCCACCCUCAAACCGAAUUAUGGGCAGUCUUCCAACUCAGGCAUUGUGCAGUGUGUUGACAUCUACACUCACAUCGAACAUCUCGACCCAAAGGUUCAAACAAAUUUUCGCAAUGCCAUUACUUCUCAAUUUUGUCAAGCUUCAAUUAGAUACAUUCAGCAAGGUGAUGGAGUGUCUCAGGCAACUUUUCAAAGUUAUAUAUUGUAUCUCAUGUGGGAUCGGUGCUUUACAAUGGUCCAUGUCACUAUGUUAAUGAGCUUCUUCAACUCCUUCACACACACACACACACACACACACAAUAAUUGGAUAUUUGGUGUCUCCAAUACUAGCACAUUAGCGCCAUUGCUGAUAAUUGGUGACUUACUCAAGUAUGCAAAGCAGAUAUUCAAGGCUCAGAAUCCAGCUAGAGGUGAAGGGAAAGGAGAAGGGAAGAUGCUGUGUGGGGGACAGCUGGUUGCUGCUGGAGUUGCAGUGGAGCUUGCUAAUGGUGUAGUUUCUGGUCUAGUGGAAACAUUCGCAUUUAAUGCAGACCGACAGAUUUGCUGCGUCUACUGGACAAAAAUAUGCUUCUUCAAGGAUUGUGUGCGGAAAUUUCGGAGAAGUGAGAGAAUCAGUGCAUUUACAUGUGGUCUAGGGUCCACUUUGAUUUGUUCACUAUUUGUGAAUGGGGCAAUGUUCCUUGGAUUCGAUAUAGAUUCACCUCUUGCACAAAGCUCAAGGUGCAAACUCCUUGACAAGCUGAUGAUCGGCCAGACCAGGCCAAAACCCCUAGGUUGUUGGGCCACAAAACCACGGUUAAGGUCAUCCAGCCCUCCUCAUGGUCAGAUGCAAGAUGAUGACAAUGACUAA